Messenger RNA from Drosophila kikkawai, 1287 nucleotides. RefSeq names its product ketohexokinase. NCBI's taxonomy places the organism in Eukaryota, Metazoa, Arthropoda, Insecta, Diptera, Drosophilidae. Gene Ontology annotation, molecular function: ketohexokinase activity. The record is from RefSeq and is a predicted model, not a curated record. Gene Ontology annotation, biological process: fructose metabolic process.
CCCCCAAAUCGGUCACACUGAUUAACUGAUACCGAGAGCUCGCUCUCGCUCUGCGAUCGUGGGUUCAGCCCAUGGGUUCUCUCAGGGGUUCUCUCCCCAAAGCGAUAAGGAGAAUUAAAAACAAAAACAUCUGUGAAACACGAACGACAAUAAAUAGUACCAGUAAAGCAGGUACAAAUCAACAUUUCGAUUAGAUUGAGCUCGAAAAAAAAACUACAACUAAUUGAGGGAACCCGGAAACCCUCAAAACCUAGAAGUGUGCAUAAGUUGACCUAAAAACUUGGAAUAUUAGCAGCGAACAAUACUAUAAAUAAUAGCCAUAAAUUGGAACUGAGUCUACAUUAAGAUGAGCCAGAAAAGUUCAGUACUUUGCGUGGGUUGCACAGUGAUCGACUUUGUGACCAUCGUCGGCAGUUAUCCCAAGGAGGACACCGAUCGUCGCUGCCUGGAUGGAUUCUGGCAACGUGGCGGCAAUGCCUCCAAUGUCAGCACAACACUCAGUGUUCUCGGCACCAAAGUGGACUUUUUUGGCAUUCUUAGCAGUUCGGAUGCGUUUCGGGUGCUCCUCGAGGAUCUCCGCCGUCGGGAGAUCGGCACUCGGAACUGCCCUCUGACAAGCAGGGAUCCCCCGUUUUCAUCGGUGAUACUGUCACAGGACACCGGCUCCCGCACCAUUAUCCACUGCAAUAAGGAUUAUCCGCAAACCACGUGGGAGGAUUUCAGCAAGAUCGAUCUGUCCCAGUACGGAUGGGUGCAUUUCGAGGCUCGCAACACGAUACACACCGCCAGGAUGAUGCAGAGCAUCCGGGAAUACGACCAGAAAACGGGGCAAAGCACCAUCAUUUCGCUGGACUUUGAGACGAGGUACGAUCAGAAUUUGGAACUGUGCCAGUCCUGCGACUAUGUGAUCUUCUCCAAAGAGCUGGCCUCCGACAAGGGCUGGACGACGCCGCGUCAAACAUGUGAGGAACUGGCCUCCGAUAUUCCCAGUAAUGGCGGCCAGAAACCCAUAAUUAUCUGUCCCUGGGGGAGUGAAGGAGCCGUGUGUAUGGAUUCAAAAGGGAACUACAUUAAAUUUUCGUCUUAUCAACCGGAGAAAGUGGUGGACACUCUGGGCGCUGGAGACAGCUUCGUGGCUGGAUUUAUCAACGCCACUUUUGAGCAUCAACGGGGUUUAAGGGAUGCUGUGGACUUUGCCAACCGCGUUGCUAGUCGCAAGAUCGAGGGAUUUGGCUACGAUCAUAUUCAGACGAUUCAAAUCGAGACGAUGGAAUAAAUUAGUUUUGA